AUGAUUUGUUGGCUAUCAGAGAAUGGAGGAUGCUCAACUCAUGCAUGGUGUCUAGUUGCAUGGUGUUUUCAAGAUGUCAGAAAGGAUAUAGCAGUGUUUUAGAGAAGUUUGAAGUUCAGCUUUUGAUCUCACUGUAAUAGUCGUAGCUCUACAUCAAUGAGAGAAGGAGUUCUUGUACAGUGUCGAUGAUGAACUUGUGUUUACAUGAUGUCUGAAAGGAAAUAGCAGUGUUUUUAAGUAAUUUGAAGUUAACUUUUGAACUCUGUGCAAUUAUAGUCUUACGAUACAUCGAAGGAGUACUAAUACUGUGUCAAAGAUGUACUUUUUAUAUCGGACCAAGCAGAGGAGCAAAAAUGGACCACAUUUUGAACUUGAACCACAAAAGCAGGGUAUGGUAUUGCUGACGGAUGGCAAGACCAAGCCUCAGCCAGUCCGCCUGCAGCUCACAGAGGAGACCCUCACGAUCCAGAAGGAGGAAUUAGUAUACGUCCACUCAGCUUCGGAUGAUUUGGAUAACUCUGGCAUCACUCGGGAACGAGUGAUUACCAUUCGGCGAGAGCGUGUCGGCGGGUUAGGGUUGAGUAUAAAAGGAGGCCAGGAACAUCAUUUGCCGAUAUUAAUAUCGCGGAUCUUCAAAGACCAAGCGGCGGACAGGAAUGGAAAGCUGUUUGUUGGGGACGCCAUAAUAAAGGUGAACAACGUCAGCGUUGAGAAGACCACCCAUGAUGUUGCGGUGCAGGCCCUUAAGGAAGCUGGAGAGGAGGUUGCGUUAACAGUCAAACAUUUCCGACCAGCUUCCCUCUUCCUAAGUAGAAAUAGAAAUAGUGGCGGCCCGCCAGCAGAGGAUGAUGGGAGGAACAAAGUCCCUCCAGGUUACAACACCCUCCCAAAGCUUGAAAAACACUGGGCAGACAUGCAAUCCAUUCCACUGCAGUUUGCCCACCUCACAAGAUAUAACCUCGGCAGUGACAAGAUAAGGCAAAAUGGUUUUGAGGUGCGGAGUAUGGAGGGGUUGUCGAGUGGAGUCAUUCACUGCGAGAAUUCCAACGAGAUCACUGAUUGGCUAAGAUGCAUCAACAACAAUAUUUCCGCUCUGAACAACCACUCAAUGACAAUGUCCAACCGGUUACUGCUGCCUAAUGACCAGAUCGUCCACAUGUGCUGGACUAGCGAGAAACUGCUGAGGUCAAAACCAUAUCAGAACUGGAAAUCCCAGUUUGUGGCGCUGCGCGGCGCCAAUGUCUACUUCUUCGACGCCCCGCCAGCCAGUACACGGGAUUGGCUCAGAUGUGACGAAAUAUGCAAAGUUUACGAAUCGAUGUUUAGGAUACUGAGGGACACCGAGUUACUUGAUGAUCGCCAGCACUGCUUCCUGGUCCAAGGUGGCAGCGGAGACUCGCACUAUCUUAGUUUGGAGGGACGGCAGGCUAUGCUCAGGUUCGAAAAGGCCUGGUACCGGACAAAUUACUUGGCUGUUAUGCAUUUAAAAAAUAAAACAUUUGGUUGUACUUGGAGAGGCCGAAUAUCAGGGCUGACGUUAGAUUUGAAUACCGGCUUCUCAUUGUAUGAUAGUGAAUCUAGGUGCUAUAUGUGGAGCUACAAGUUCUCUCAGCUCAAAGGCUCAUCUGACGACGGGAAGACAAAGUUAAAACUCCACUUCACGAAAGAUCCGCAGGGAACUGAUGUUGACACACGGGAGAUCGAGUGCACAAACCUACAGACAUUAUUGUUUUCUAUGCAUGCGUUCUUGUCGGCGAAGCUUGCAUCAGUCGAUCCAUCCUUCCUGAGAAAUUUCUAGAAAACGCGAUGCACACAGAGCAGAAAGAACACUCGUUGGACUUGGAGAAAAAAACGACAUUUGCGGCUUCCUUGGAAUCUUCUAGAAAAUCUCGAUGAAUGCAGAAAAGAACUGCAAUAGAAUCUCUCUGUUGAGGAUUCCCUCCGGAAAGACAAGUGCUAUCCUUAAUAGAGAGGUGUCCUGAUUAGAGAGGUCAAAUUGGACAGACCCAAUUUGGGUCCAAAACUAGUGUCCUUACUACAGAGGGUGUCCAAGGUUUAGUCUCCAAAUUAUACAUUUGGCGAACACAUUUGCCAAAAUGACCUCAUGAUGCAGGAAAAUACCUUUGACUGGCGCAUAAAAUACUUUAAUCGUGCAAUUUGAGUGUGAUACAGAUAUUUCUACAGUGUUGAAUGAUGUAUUCCAAAACACUGCAAAAUCCUAGGACAGGUACAUGUACAUUACUCAUGUUAAACACAAAUCCAUAAAAUGCGCUCCGAAUAGCAUUCCGCGAUGAUGACGUCACUGCAGCUGCUGCCCUCUAUUUCCCCAUCGCUGAAUUACAGGCAAUGUCGGACAAACAUGCGGUUUCGUAAUGGAUUCAGGCUUUCUAACUCGGGCAGUUAGAUUCAAUCUGGCACAUGUCCGAGUGUUGGAAAUACU
This is a messenger RNA of Lineus longissimus, 2440 nucleotides long. Its product is annotated as gamma-2-syntrophin-like. Gene Ontology annotation, cellular component: dystrophin-associated glycoprotein complex; intracellular anatomical structure. Bases 317 to 1798 code for a protein of 493 amino acids. Gene Ontology annotation, molecular function: structural molecule activity; protein binding. Lineage: Eukaryota; Metazoa; Nemertea; Pilidiophora; Heteronemertea; Lineidae. The transcript has 12 exons. The record is from RefSeq and is a predicted model, not a curated record.